AUGGCUACUCUUGAUGAACUCGAUCACCAGUUUACGAGGGACCUCAACGCUGCUGUUGUGCUCCUCGAACAAGACGAAUUCGAGAAGUGUAACGAGGCCUUGCGCAGUCUGAUCGCUGACUCUGCUAUGCCUCGUUAUCACCGCAUCAAAUGUUUCACGGUGCUUGCGGGUCUUCUGGAUGACUUCCAUGAAGCAUACGUCUUUUACGUCAAGGGCGAAACCCUUUGGCGUAUUACGAAGCAAUGGCAUGGUAACGAUCCAAAUCCGGCUGUGAAAAAGGCGCUGGAUGAACUUCACGAGGGCUUGGAAGAGAUGAGGGAAGCUUUGGUCAACGACGAGGAACGGCCCGACGACACACCAAUCCCGGACGUUGAGGCAGAUGUGCUUCGUACCCUAGAAUUUUACUACGCCAGAGUGGAGGAGGAUCGUGAGAUCGCGGAGGCAGAGGGAGAGACGUGGUCAGAGGACGAGAUGAGCGACGAGGACAUGGGCGGCGGAGAGGAAGUGAGCGACAAGGAAACGAAGGUCGAGGUCGAGCAGAAGUCGGGCGACAAAGAGGAGAGCGAUGCGCAGAACGUUGGCGAAAAAGAGACAGCGGUACAGGGCAAAGAACCAAAGGACGAGAUGGUAUGUCUGGAAGGUGUUGCUGUUGAAGGGUUCUAUUAA
Alternaria incomplexa is the source of this 666-nucleotide messenger RNA. RefSeq lists its product as uncharacterized. The transcript is spliced from 2 exons. NCBI's taxonomy places the organism in Eukaryota, Fungi, Ascomycota, Dothideomycetes, Pleosporales, Pleosporaceae. The coding region runs from base 1 to 666 and encodes 221 amino acids. The record is from RefSeq and is a predicted model, not a curated record.